Messenger RNA from Clarias gariepinus (North African catfish), 2637 nucleotides. It is a transcript of the gene prkcg, whose product is annotated as protein kinase C, gamma. NCBI's taxonomy places the organism in Eukaryota, Metazoa, Chordata, Actinopteri, Siluriformes, Clariidae. Gene Ontology annotation, molecular function: ATP binding; zinc ion binding; diacylglycerol-dependent serine/threonine kinase activity. Bases 356 to 2443 code for a protein of 695 amino acids. The transcript is spliced from 17 exons. Gene Ontology annotation, biological process: protein phosphorylation. The record is from RefSeq and is a predicted model, not a curated record.
UGCACUUUGGGGGCUGUUCAGAAAGUUCCCCCUAUUUUUGGUUUUUGGCUUCCUGCAUGAUCUCAAAUUCUUUGACUUUUCAUGACUCAGGGUUGAAGAAGCUGUGAAGCUGACACCCACCAAGAGGACGAGGACGAAGAGGGAAUGACAAUUUAACCAAAUCAAUCAGCAAAGCAAUAACAAACAGCAUUCCGAACUACCAUCUGUGCACGCACAGACCUUAUCAGCAUCUCCUUUUCCUUUACCCUUCAUCUUUUCUUCCAUUUCUCCACCUGCACGCUUUCAUCUUGCCAUAAUCUUUACCUUUCUUUCAUCCUUCUAUCUCUCCCCCUGCCCCCUUCCUUCCUUCAACAGCAUGUCUACUCCGGUCUCUCCAUCUCCCUCCCUUUCGCCACUGUCCCUGUCUUCUUCUUCUCCCUCCUCUUCUCCUUUGCCCUCUCCCCUUUCUCCUCCCCCCAGGCUUCCAGUCUUCCAGAGGAAAGGAGCGCUUAAGCACAAGAGGAUUGUAGAAGUGAAAGACCAUCAGUUCACAGCCCGUUUCUUCAAACAGCCCACCUUCUGCAGCCACUGCACAGACUUUAUCUGGGGUAUAGGAAAACAAGGAUUCCAGUGCCAAGUUUGCAGUUUUGUGGUGCACAAACGCUGUCAUGAGUUUGUCACUUUUACAUGUCCUGGAAGUGUCACGGCACCUAAAGCAGAGGAUCUGAAGAGUAAACACAAGUUUAAGAUACACACUUACUCCAGUCCAACCUUCUGUGAUCACUGUGGUUCUCUGCUCUAUGGCCUCAUUCACCAGGGCAUGCGAUGCACCAGCUGUGAGAUGAAUGUUCAUAAGCGAUGUGAGAACAGUGUACCCAGUCUGUGUGGACAUGACCACACUGAGAAAAGAGGACGGAUCCAUCUGAGCGUGCGUGGAGAGAAGGAGGAUAUAUAUGUCACAGUACGUGAAGCACGGAACCUGAUUCCUAUGGACCCUAAUGGCCUGUCUGACCCCUAUGUGAAGCUCAAACUCAUUCCAGACCCUAAGAGCCACAGCAAACAGAAAACCAAGACUAUUCGUUCCACUCUAAACCCUGUCUGGAAUGAAAGCUUUGUCUUUUCGGUGAGGGGCAGGCAGUGGGACAGACGCUUGUCAAUAGAGAUAUGGGACUGGGAUCGCACCUCUCGAAAUGACUUCAUGGGAGCUCUGUCCUUUGGAGUGAGUGAGAUAUUUCGUCGUCCUGUUAGCGGAUGGUUUAAACUGCUCAACCAAGAUGAAGGAGAAUACUACAAUAUUCCUGUACCUGACCCAGACCUACAGGAGCCAGACUCUGCUGUCUCUCCCUCUCUUCCUCCUGCUCCUGUUACUGUUCCCACACCUGUGCAUGCUGUCACCCCGCCUGUUGUGAGUCCUGCACCCACCAGCUUACCAGUGGGAAAGGGCCGAGUUGGACUACAUGACUUCAACUUCCUUAUGGUGCUAGGCAAGGGCAGCUUUGGCAAGGUGAUGCUGGCUGAAGAAAGAGGGAGCGAUCGCUUGUUCGCGGUGAAGGUGCUGAAGAAAGAUGUGCUGUUUCAGGACGAGGACACGGAAAGUGCCAUGGUGGAGCGGAGAGUUCUGGGAUUGAAUGGCCGUCCUCACUUCCUCACAUAUCUUUUUUGCGCUUUUCAGACUGAGGAUCGUCUGUACUACGUAAUGGAAUAUGUAAAUGGUGGAGAUCUCAUGUUUCAUAUUCAGAUUGUUGGGAAAUUUAAAGAACCCCAUGCUGCGUUCUAUGCAGCAGAGAUAGCUGUGGGCCUCUUUUUCCUGCACAGCAAAGGCAUCAUCUAUAGAGAUCUAAAACUGGAUAAUGUGCUGUUAGACAGCGAGGGCCACAUAAAGAUUGCUGAUUUUGGGAUGUGCAGGGAAGGCAUGAUGGAGGGAGACACCACACGGACAUUCUGUGGCACUCCAGACUACAUCGCCCCUGAGAUUGUAGCAUAUCAGCCAUACGGUAAGGCAGUAGACUGGUGGUCAUAUGGCGUUCUGCUCUAUGAGAUGCUGGCUGGGCAGCCUCCAUUUGAUGGGAUAGAUGAAGAGGAGUUGUUUCAGUCAAUCAUGGAGCAAAGCGUAUCGUAUCCCAAGACUUUGUCUCGUGAGGCAGUUGCAAUUUGCAAAGGGCUCUUGACCAAGAAUCCCUCAAAGCGUCUGGGCGGCAGUGAGGAUGCAGAGAGGGAGAUACGUGAGCAUCCUUUCUUCCGUUGGAUAGACUGGGACAGACUGGAGAGACUUGAGAUUCAGCCACCAUUCAAGCCUAGGCCUGGAGGGAAAAAAGGAGAAAAUUUUGACAAGUUUUUCACAGCUGCCUCCGCAGCCCUGACUCCCUCUGAUCCAGAUGUUCUUGCAGCCAUCGAUCAGGAAGAUUUCCAGGGUUUUACCUACAUGAACCCUGAUUUCCCUGGCACUCCUCUGACUGCUGUCUAAGAUCAUACCAUGCUUGUAUCUAAAAAAUCAACAAUCAAAAUCAGGAAUUGUGCAGUGUUUUCUAGUCAGUACUAUUGAGGUUGAAUAGUGUACACUACAGAUAGUCAGUAUUAAAUUAGCUGUACCUGUUCAGAUUCUUUCUUUAGGAAAAUAUAUAUAAAAACCAUUAAAAAUUAACAUUUGAGUGUCGUUAA